Echinococcus granulosus is the source of this 1143-nucleotide messenger RNA. Its product is annotated as Mechanosensory protein 2. The record is from RefSeq and is a predicted model, not a curated record. NCBI's taxonomy places the organism in Eukaryota, Metazoa, Platyhelminthes, Cestoda, Cyclophyllidea, Taeniidae. The coding region runs from base 1 to 1143 and encodes 380 amino acids. The transcript has a single exon. Gene Ontology annotation, cellular component: plasma membrane.
AUGCCCUCUGUGUCUUUUGCCUCCGACCCUGCCAAUAGGGGAGGUGGGUCUGGAGGGGGAGGAAAUGGCGAAGGAGGAGGCGGGGGAGAAGAGGCCCAAUUACGGGUUCCUCAAAUGCCUCAGAUAGCUCGGGGCUUCUCUCUCGUUCCAGAACGUCUGGGCAGUAAGGGAAACAAUCCUGGCGGCGGAUCUAGCAGCAAUCCCUCCAAACAGAGACAAGGAAAUAAAGGCAUGUUUGGAUGUGAAGCCGCUAUCCGCAUUCUCGCCUACUUUGCUGUGCUCGUGACACUCCCCUUCUCUCUGGUGAUGUGUCUUAAGGUGAUUGCCCAAUACGAGCGCGCUGUGGUGUUUCGUUUGGGUCGACUUGUCUCCGAGAUCCCCAAGGGACCAGGUCUAGUGUUCAUUCUCCCCUGUCUGGAUAAUGUCAAGACCAUCGAUUUGCGCACGUUCACAUUCAACGUGCCUACACAGGAAGUUCUCACCAAAGAUUCUGUGACAGUGGCAGUAGAUGCUGUUGUCUACUACAGGAUUUUUGAUCCUGUAAUGUCUGUAGUCAACGUAGAGGAUGCGAAUCGUUCCACGCGUCUCCUGGCCCAAACUACGUUGCGGAAUGUUUUAGGUACCGUCGAUUUGUACCAACUACUGACGGCACGAGAACAGAUCGCGCAUUUGAUGCAGGACUGUCUAGACACUGCAACAGAAACAUGGGGUGUAAAAGUCGAACGCGUGGAUAUUAAGGACGUCCGUCUGCCCAUCCAGCUUCAACGCGCUAUGGCGGCUGAAGCCGAGGCAGCCCGAGAAGCAAAGGCUAAAGUGAUCGCCGCAGAAGGUGAACAAAGAGCCUCAGUUGCUUUGAAGGCAGCAGCUAUGGAGAUUGGCGAAUGUCCAAUUGCGCUGCAGCUGCGCUAUCUACAGACCCUCUCCAGUAUCUCCGAUGAGAAGAACUCGACAAUUAUUUUCCCUCUGCCCAUAGAUCUUUUGAGCCUCUUCCACCAGGCCUAUACCUCCAAUCUCUCCUCAGCGGGCCAUCCACCAAGCGAAGGCACACUACACAGCGAGGAUCUUCCACCACCGCCGCCGCAGAGAGCCUCUGUGGUUCAUCAGAAAUCCACCACAGAUACUCUCGAGGAGGCACUCAUUUAA